This is a messenger RNA of Trichoderma reesei QM6a, 3132 nucleotides long. RefSeq lists its product as uncharacterized. The record is from RefSeq and is a predicted model, not a curated record. Gene Ontology annotation, molecular function: methyltransferase activity; chromatin binding. Lineage: Eukaryota; Fungi; Ascomycota; Sordariomycetes; Hypocreales; Hypocreaceae. The annotation marks the transcript as partial. Gene Ontology annotation, cellular component: nucleus. The transcript has a single exon.
CGAGCAACUUCACCGGACUGGGUACCUUCAACCGGGUCCUUGAGCGUUGAGAUACCCGGAAGCGUUCAGCUUGUACCAAGGUCAUGCUACGAGGGCUUUCAGCCUCCUGACGACCUACCGAUCUUACCAGAGUGGAAGGCUGUUCAGACUCUUUCUCCAGCCUUGGCGGAAAGCACGCAAGAUUUUGACGAGAUCAUGCUGGACGAUUUUGCGAUAUACCUUGAUAAGGAGAGAUGCUCACAGGAAAUGCGAUCUCUACACCAGCUCAAUACCAAGAUUGGACACAACGACUUCUACUUUGACGGUGUUCUCCGCAUUGGCGAUACCAGGACGUAUGUGCGCCGCAUUCCCAUCACCGCGGUUCCCAUUGGCAACUACGGCUCAAUCUCUUAUCACACUGUCCGAGACAACAUCUGGCUGCAAUCUCCUCUGAGCUACAAACGGGAGCUAUAUUACAGGUUGGGGAAGCCGGCCAAGGAAUAUGCACGCUUCUUUUACCCUUUCUUAUGGGUGGCGGACCUGGCGAAGCACUUUGUGGACUUUCUCUCCAUCAUGGCGGAGAACGAGCGUAGUGUUUCCAUACACCACUUUCGAUCUACUUUUGCAGCAUGGAUGAAGAAGAGCCACAAGGACUCGCCCGAGUUUUUCAGCUGGCUACGCCAACACCCGAGCGAUGACUACCGGACUUCGAUAGCCGCCAACAUAGGGUUUCUCCAUAAAGAGACUCUGGGGGUGUUGAACCAUCGAGAGGCGUAUUCCCAUGCUAUCUGGGCGGAGAUCUGGGAAUUCCAAUCCUUUACAUCAAUCACGAGCCAGCCCAAGACUGAGACUCCGCCGCCGACGAUUGUUACGCAAUACAUAUUUGACUGCUUUGAACAUCUUCCUUUUGGCGAUCGCCUCAAGGUUGUCCCUCUGAGUUCACGGACCACGGAGCUCCGCAACAGCUUGAUCCGACAGCGGCACCUAGAGCUUCCGUCAAAGCUGCACCAGACAUCUAAGGACAUCUCUACGGCGCCACAAGAGCGGAUCAAGAAUAUCCGGCCAGGCGACACAAUCUCAACCCAUCGCGACGACGCAGAGUCCGGCACAUUGUGGAAACGAGAAUUGUCCAAAGGCUUCUCUGACGUGGACAGAUGGUUUGCGCUGGUGCAGUCGGUUCACGUUGACAGAAAAGGGGUGCGUACCUUUGAUGUGAUAUGGUAUUACAGACCCGUGGACACGCUCUGCGGGUUGAUGAAGUAUCCGUGGAACAACGAGCUGUUUCUCUCAGACCAUUGCUCUUGCUCCGAGAAAGCCAAGAUCGAAGAAAGCGAGGUUCUCGGUGUCCAUGGCGUUGACUUUUGGGGCACCUCAGCAACAAGCGCCGAGCUCUUUUGCCGGCAGACCUACCUUCAAGAAGAGAGGAGAUGGGUGACACUGGAUGGGAAGCACCUGCAAUGUAGGCACACUUCACCAAUACCAGAUGAUGAAAUGCCACUCGAGUAUCAGCCAGGGAAGACACAUCUGCUUCGUUUGAACUUGAAAAGUCCAUUUUCCGAGCCUUGUGAGUUUAUGCACGCGUCUGAUGAAGGAAGCCGAAGGUUGUAUUACUUCAGGCGACUAUUGCGGCGCCGCCAGGUUGACCCAAACGCUCGCGAGGCGCGGCCAAAUGAACUUGUAUACAGCGAGCAGACCUGCAAAGUCAGCAGGGAUCGAAUCAUGGGCCCAUGUUCAGUGAGAUGCUUCCGAGAUGGAGAGAUGAUCCCUACGCCGUAUGACCACGACGGCACGGGCAACCUCUUUUACAUCACUCACCGACAGGUAGCCGCCAAUGGACAUUCGGUAUAUGUGCCGCUUGACGAAGCACCGUCCUCUCUGCAGCAAGGCUUUGAUCCUCUCCAGAAGUUGCAGAAGCUUCGCGGGAUGGAUCUCUUCUGUGGAGGCGGUAACUUUGGCAGAGGGCUUGAAGACGGCGGAGGAAUCGAGAUGAAAUGGGCAAAUGACUACGACAGCAAGGCUAUCCACACGUACAUGGCCAACGUCAAAAACCCUCAAGACGUCCACCCGUUUCUGGGCUCCAUUGACGACUUACAGCGCCUUGCCAUUCAAGGCGACUUCGCGGACAACGUACCCCUAAUUGGAGACGUUGAUUUCGUGUCCGGUGGCAGCCCAUGUCCUGGAUUCUCACGCCUCACCAACGACAAGACGACGGCAGCGCAAAGGAAGAACCAAUCGCUUGUUGCGGCGUUUGCGUCCUUUGUUGAUCUCUAUCGGCCCAAAUACGGCGUGUUGGAGAAUGUACCUGGGAUGGUCCACAAGAAGCACGACCGAGACCGAGACGUCUUCAGCCAGCUCAUCUGCGCCCUAGUCGGCUUGGGCUAUCAGACGCAAUUCUUCUACCUGGACGCAUCGUCAUGCGGGUCGCCGCAGCGCAGAUCACGCAUCUUCAUCGUCUUUGCUGCCCCGGGACUCGAGCUGCCCGACAAGCCGGUGCAGACUCACUCACACCCCCCUAACACAAGGGAGCAUGGGAUCGGGUGGCUGCCCAACGGCCAGCACAUGGCAAGCCGAGAAAUGCCGGCAGCAACGCCCUUCAAGUUUGUCUCUGCGGAAGAAGCGACCGCCGACCUGCCGCCCAUCUACGAUGCCAAGCCCGAUAUAUGUGUUCCUUUCCCCGAUCACCGCUCAACCUUGGGUAUGUCAGACUUGCUGCGAGCUCGGAUAUCGGUCAUACCGACACGACCAUGGGGCAUGAACUUUUCGCAAGCGUGGUUCGGGGAGAGGAAGGUCGGCGGCUCCAGCACGAUGACGGCAGCCGAGCGCGAGUUCUUCAUCGGGACGAAAGGCGAGGGCAAGCAGCCCAUGUCGGUGCAGCCCUACUCAAAUUCGUACGGAAGGAUGUUCCCCAACAGGCUCUUUGAGACUGUGGUGACGAGGCAGACGCUGGGCGACGCGAAGAACGGGCGACUGCUCCACUGGCGAGAGAAUAGGCCCGUGACCAUCAUGGAGGCGCGCAGGGCGCAGGGCUUCCUCGACGAAGACGUGCUGCUCGGGGACCCCCCGACGCAGUACAGGAUUGUAGGCAACAGCGUCGCGAGGCAGCCUGCUGUGGCUCUCGGUGUGACGUUUCGCGAAGCGUGGGUGGCGAGCCUG